GGAGGGCCCGGGUUAUUGAGACAUUUCAUUGUGAGCGGUGCCGAAGCUUUCGUAACAAGUUUCAUAAUCAGAGUGUGUUGUGGUGAACGUACUGCUGGUGUAAAAGACUUUAAACGAAUUACGGUACGCUGUGGACUACAGUAAACAGGGGCUAAGAUGGCUUCAGCUCUGGCUAACAGGGCAAUAGGAGCCAUCGUGGGAUCAGCAGUGGCAGAUGCUGCAGCACAGCCUCUCCACUGGGUGUACGACCUCCAGAAGUUAAAGGGGAUCCUGGCUCUGAAUCCAAACCCGGAAUUCCACCCUGAGUCCGCUAACCCUUUUUACAGGAGGGAGACUGGCAAGCAGAGUUGCUAUGGAGACCAGGCAUAUGUCCUGCUGGAGUCCCUGUCUGAAUGUGGAGGUCUAAACGUUGAUGACCUGAAGCAGCGCACACUGAAAGUUUUUGGGCCAGGAUCAGAGUAUGACACGCCCGUCAAUGAUCCUUACAGAGAGAGGGGAGGGCCAAGACCUCAGCUGCCCAUCGAUGGGCCGUGGAGACAUGCAAGUUUAAAGAGCUUCCUGAAGAAUGUGGAUGCAGGCAAAGAGGAGACGGGCUGUGAGAACGACUGUCAGAUUGAUGGAAUAGCCAAACUGGCUCCUAUAGUGGCUUUUUAUGCAGGACAGCCUGACAUGCUGGAGAAGGUGGAACAGGCCAUCCGUGUCACCCAGAACAAUGAUGAAUGUGUGGCGGAGACUCUAGCAGCAGCGAGGUUUCUGGAACAUUUCAUCCUGAAUGGUCCAGAUCCAAAAGCCUUGGACGCGGUGCUCAAUCAGCUUAAUGACCCAAACAGAAAGCAGCCUCAAGAUUUAGACAAAGCAGUCAUCGGACACAUCCACCAGGUGAAGGAGAAUUUAUCCAAAACUCCGCAAAAGCUGAUUCCCUCUGUCUUCACAAAUGCAUGAGGUUUGCCGGGUGCGUUCCAAGCCGCGCUGCACGGAGUCCUGACAGCCACUCACUAUGAGACGGCUGUCAAAGACACCAUGAGCUGCGGGGGAUGCACCUGCAGCAGAGGAUCCUUCAUAGGAGCCUGUCUUGGGGCUCAGGUCGGACUUGAGGGAAUCCCGGAGUCCUGGAAGUCCAAGACCCUGCAAUACGACUUGGUGUUGGAGCAUGCCAAGAAGAUAACCAAACACCUGUCGGCGUAAUGCCUUUUAAGAAGGCUUAGAGAGAACAGUGUGACAAACUGUCGAGCUUUGACAGAACAGCGAAUGAUGGUUCCUGUUUAAACGUUUGGACGGCAGGAGCCAGAUGUUUUUGUUUCUGUUAAAGUAAAACAGGUUGGUUCACAUGUUCUGUGACAAGAUAUGGUAAAGAUCAUCAUUAUUAUAAAAAUGAAUUACUAUUUUAACUACUAUUUCUGGGCUCCGUAUAUGUCAUUUAAGCAUUAUUCAUACUGACAGUGUGAUUUGUGGUCCAACACAAAAUAUAGGAGUUUAGAGAAAAAGACUCCAUGCACCACAGUUAUUGCAAAUGAUAUUUUUCCAAUAUCCAGUACUGCAUUUAUGUAGCCACAGGUUGUAUCAAGAGCCCAUAAACUGCAGGAAGCACAUCAGAGAUGUAAAGGCCAUCAAUAAAAAGAAAAAUAAUA
This is a messenger RNA of Oreochromis aureus, 1628 nucleotides long. Its product is annotated as crystallin J1A-like. The transcript has 10 exons. Lineage: Eukaryota; Metazoa; Chordata; Actinopteri; Cichliformes; Cichlidae. The record is from RefSeq and is a predicted model, not a curated record.